Spodoptera frugiperda (fall armyworm) is the source of this 2196-nucleotide messenger RNA. It is a transcript of the gene Inx7, whose product is annotated as innexin inx7-like. Gene Ontology annotation, cellular component: gap junction; plasma membrane. The coding region runs from base 202 to 1464 and encodes 420 amino acids. Gene Ontology annotation, molecular function: gap junction channel activity. The record is from RefSeq and is a predicted model, not a curated record. The transcript has 8 exons. Gene Ontology annotation, biological process: phototransduction. Lineage: Eukaryota; Metazoa; Arthropoda; Insecta; Lepidoptera; Noctuidae.
ACAUUAGCACUUGAUCACACUUAUCUAAUCGCUAUCGUUGCUAUCUUGGUGUGACACAGACGCCAAGAGGUACGCCUGCCAGUCCACGGCUCUAGUUGUACGUCGAUGGACUGUGUACCGAAAUCAAGUGUGUGAAGUGAACUUACUUUCUGAAGAUAGUGAUAGUGUAAUGCUACUUGGUGAUAGAAGUGAGAGAGCAAGAUGUUUGCAGCAACCCUCGCCAGCCACCUGGGGCCGCGGUUCCGAAUUGUCCUUCGAAAGCCCAUUAUAGAGAACAUUGCGUUCAAACUGCACUACAAGGCAACAUGCACUCUCUUCCUAGCUGCUGUGAUCCUGGUCUGCAUGAGGGAUUACUUCGGAGAUACCAUCAAAUGCAUGGCCGAUAAUGGCGUCCCUACCCCGAUUAUUGAGAAAUACUGCUUCUUCAUGGCUACUUUUACCAUCGUUCGGCAUUACAACGAGAGUCUCCUGCAAGGCGGGUUCCUGCCGCACCCUGGCGUGGGGCCCAUGAUGGAGUCUGACGAGACCCUGCACCACACCUACUACCAGUGGGUGCCGUUCGUGCUGUUCCUGCAGUCCAUCGCGUUCUACAUGCCGCAUUACAUCUGGAAGAAGAAGGAAGGUGGUAGAAUAAAAGCAUUAGUGGACGGCCUGCAGUACGCAAGCCUCGCGCUGAUCAAAGAAGACAUGAAGGUCGGCAACAUGGACCUGCCUUCUCAAGAAACGCUUAGCAAGCGUAUCGACAUCAUCCUUAAAGAUAUUAGAUUGAGGUUGCGUAUAACUCGCACAUGGUCAGUGUGGCUGGUGGCCAUGGAAGUGACCAACUUGCUGCACGUCAUCUUCGAGAUCUGGAUCAUCAACAAGUUCCUCAAUGGAAGCUUCAUCAGCUUGGGCCCCAGAGUGCUCAACUUGAGUGAAUGGGGAAAUAUUGCUGACCCACUCGAGACUGUGUUCCCGAAGGUGACAAAGUGCAUCUUCCACAAGUACGGUCCGAGCGGCUCCAUCCAGCAGCACGACGCGCUCUGCGUGAUGGCGCUGAACAUCAUCCACGAGAAGAUCUACGCCGUGCUCUGGUUCUGGCUGCUCUUCCUCUUCAUCGUCUCCGUUAUUGCUGUGAUCUGGCGCAUUGCGUCGUUCUUCCUGUACCGUCGCUCCCCCAAGUUCAACAUGAUGAUGUUCCAAAGAGCCACGGACGCCAAGUUUGACCCCAUGAACGUCAUCCACAUCGUCAACGGCUGCCAGUUCGCUGACUGGCUGUUCCUCUACUACCUCGCCAAGAACAUGCAAGGCGCAGUCUUCAAGGAACUCUUCACGCGCCUGGCUAACGAAUUGGCGAAGAAAGAAGUGGCUGGCCAUGAGGAUCCGAACGACAAGCAGGGAGCUCCUCCAGAACUCAUCAAUAUUGUCAACUACGACGACGAAACACUACCACUCAAGGCUGAUGUUGAGAAGAAGUCUUCAUAGUAGUUUACUGAUAGGAUAAUUUAAUAGGAAUUUUAAAAUUGAGAUUCGAAUGAAUGAAAGAGAAGGAAGGGUUUUAUGAUAUUCUUAAUGAAACAGUAAAAAAAUUACGAUUUUAUGAUAAUAUUCACAAAAUAAAUCGAUACAUUUUCACCGAAGUAGGUUUGUCAUGACAGUCAUUUUGUAAGAUGGUAUAUUACAGAAUUGAACAGUAACCCUUUAAGCGCCCAGUCACAUCAAUCUUACCCCUACCGCAACUAUGUUAUCUGUCGCAGCGAUACGACACUAGCGGUAGGCACAGGCGGUUAAAAGGGUAAAAAAAGAAAUUGUGAGAUUUUUCAUUUCAAAACGUAGUAUCAUAAUUAGGUAGGUUAGUUUUAUUUCGUGCAAUCAAUUAAGUAUAAAGCUGUAUUUUAUUUGCUCAAAACAAGCUUUAGAACAUUUUGUACUUACAUUAGCAAGGGCUAAUACUAGUUCACGAUUUACAGGAAUAAAUUAAGUCGGAAAAACUAUUGGAUUAAAAUAAGAAAAAAUGUUUAGUAUUACAAUGACUUAGGGUCCAAAAUAGAGUUUAGUGUUAGUGUCAACGAAUUUUCUAAAUUAUAAAAUACUUCGAUUUGUAAAUAUUAUAAUUGUUGUGUAAUUUUAAAAAAGUGCUAAAUGUGUCUAGUCCUUUAAAUGUUUGUUGUUUUUUUUUAAAGUCUAUGUGAAUAAAUCUGUGUUAUUUUUUAUGUA